AUGGCCGCCACUAGAACGUCUACCCGUCAAGCGGCUCAGAAGGCGAAGGAAGCCAUUGCGGCUGCUCCGGAUGUCAAGAGCCGAGGUCCUGCUGGCGCAAAGCGUAAGGAAACCACUGACAAGGGCCCUGCACCGAAGAAAGGAAAGAAGGAGGAUGACAAGGUAAAGCCCGAGGAAAAUCAGCAGCCGACGACCGAGGAAGAAGUGAAGACAACAGAAGAACGUGCGGAAGAGCCGGAAAAGCCAGAGUCGAAGUCUGAAGAAGAACCUGAGAAGCCUGUCGAAAAGGAAGAACCGCGGAAGACGGAUGAAGAGCCCGCAGCGGCACCAGCUGAGCCUGCCGACAAAGUUGAGGAUCAACCAAAACCAGAUGAAAAACCCGAGGAGAAGCCAGAAAAGGAUGUAGAGGAGAAACCAGAAGAAAAGAGUGAGGAGAAACGCGAGGCUGAGCCAGAGACAAAGCAAGAGGAGAAACCCGCUCCUGCUGCUGACAGCGCCGAAGCCGGUGUCAAGACAUCCCAGGAGCGGGAGGAGAAGGUCGCAUCAAACGUACUCGAAAAGGGAAUCAUCUAUUUCUUCUACCGACCGCGCGUAAAUGUGACCGACCCGCAAAGCGUUAGCGAUGUUGCCCGGAGCUUCCUGGUGCUGCGACCAACACCCAUUGGUGCCACAUUGAAUCAACAGCAGGGCUCUGUGGAGCCUGGCGCAAAGUGCCGGCUAUUGAUGCUGCCCAAGAAGAAAUUUCCUACCUCUGGUAAAGAACGUGACAUGGGGUUCGUCGAAAAGGCUGGACAGAGUAUGAAGUCACUCCAAGAGACCUUCAUUGCUGGCGAUACAUACGAAACGUCUACCCGUGGUGAGCGAACCGUUCCCGAGGCCAGACCGUUUGCUGAGGGCGUCUACGCCAUCACAUCUACGACUCGGGCGUCUCACUUGGCUUAUGUCUUGACCAUUCCGGAGACUAUCGGAUCCAUCCAGGAAGACUUUGGUUUGCAUUCUCGAGGCAGUUGGGUCAUCCAGUCGAAGAACCCUAAAUACCCCGGCCCAUCCUAUGCUCAGAUCCAAAAGGACCCCGAGUAUCCCGAAAGUGUGCGCGAAAAGUUCGGCGACUACCGUUGGGUCCCGUUGCAGCCAGAAUUUAUCGACUACCCCAACGCACAAUUCCUGAUGAUCGGCGAGGCUACCGACGACCUGGGCAAGGCCGCGACAGCCGAAGAGGGCGACAAGCAGGCCAACGAAGCACAGCCCGGCGAGGAACUAGAGAAGUUGGAACAGGAGAAUGAAGAGCGGAUUGAAGCUCUACGGGGCGAUGACACCAUCUAUGAAGAUCUCGGAUUGGAUGCGAAGAACUAUCCCAAAGUGCCGACGACCUGGAAUGGCGAAUGA
Messenger RNA from Aspergillus luchuensis, 1386 nucleotides. RefSeq lists its product as uncharacterized. The record is from RefSeq and is a predicted model, not a curated record. NCBI's taxonomy places the organism in Eukaryota, Fungi, Ascomycota, Eurotiomycetes, Eurotiales, Aspergillaceae. Bases 1 to 1386 code for a protein of 461 amino acids. The transcript is spliced from 4 exons.